GCUGGCUUGGACAACAAGUCGUUCCUGUGCUGUUCAAUCUUUAAGUGCCAAGUUCGUACGCAUACAUAAACGGCCCGCAAGCCGGCAAUGCGUGCUUGAAGAAAAUUUAAAGGGCCACGGCCUCGAGUGCAUUGCAUUGCAUGCAUUACUGGCAUCAAUCAGUCCGACUCCAAUUCCCACCAUGGGCUCCAUCCCUAAACACCACGUUGCGCCCACGUUACCCGCCAUGUCCUCCCUUCGUCGCCCCCUGCUCUUCAAUGAGGCCGCGAAAACAUGGACUGCCCCGGUCGCCCUCACCGCCGAGGAGAAGCAUGCCAUUGACACGUUCCACGGCCAGUUUCCUGGCGGGCCGACGCGGCUAGUCAGUCUCGACGACAUCGCCUGCGAGCUUGGCGUAGCGGCCGUGUACCUCAAAGACGAGAGCCACAGGUUUGGCCUGCCGGCGUUUAAGAUCCUCGGCGCCUCCUGGGGUACAUACCGGGCCCUCGCCAGGCGGCUCAACCUUGCCAUUGACACGCCUCUGCCCGCCCUCAAGGAGGCACUUGCAGGCGAAACAGUCACCCUUUAUGCUGCGAGCGAGGGCAAUCAUGGACGAGCUGUUGCUCGGAUGGGGUCGCUGCUCUCCAUUGCGGCGGAGAUUCACGUACCUCAUGAUAUGCACAGGACGACCAAGGAGGCACUCGAGAAUGAGGGGGCCAAGGUUGUUGUCAAUAGCGGCACCUAUGAUGACGCACUCGAGACGGCCAAGAAGGCUGCCGAGAGCGAGGGCGGAGUGCUGGUACAAGACUUUUCUUUUCAAGGCUACGAGGAUAUCCCCAAAUGGAUCGUCGACGGUUACAUGACGAUGAUGCGAGAGAUCGACACGCAGCUCAAGGACAGCCCUCCCAGCCUUGUAGUGUGCCCCGCGGGAGUGGGCUCGUUUGCCCAGUCCGUCGUUUCCCACUUCAAGCGGCAAGGAAGUCGCGCCAAGGUGAUGACGGUCGAGCCCGACACGGCAGCCUGCGUUUACAAGAGCAUCCGGAGCGACGAGCUUGUCACGGUACAGACGCACGCGACCAUCAUGGCUGGCCUCGACUGCGGGACACCCUCGCCUAUUGCUUGGCCAAUUCUCAAGGCUGGCGUCGACGCUUGCUCGACAGUUUCGGACUGGGAGGCCCACCAAGCCACUGAGUAUCUCACGACUCAGGGCGUGUUCCCCGGAACGUGCGCUGCCGCGCCCCUUGCCGCCGUUCGACGCCUGACCAAGGGCGACAAAUCUAGCUUAGGGCUUGACAGAAACUCCGUGGUGGUACUGUUAUGCACCGAAGGCUCAAAGGAGUAUGAGACACCGAUGGAUGUGUCGAUGGAUGAUGCCGUGGAGCUGACACAGGCUCUCGUCCGCAUCAACUCCGCGAACCCAUCACUUGGAUCAGUCCCUGGCCCCGGGGAAUCUGAAAUCGCUCGGUUAAUCGCGGCUUGGCUAGAACACCGCGAUAUCGAGACCCACUGGAUCGAGCCUACCAAGGGUAGGCCAUCGGUUGUGGGCGUUGUGCGUGGCUCAGGGGCUGGCAAGAGCCUCAUGUUCAACGGCCACAUCGAUACGGUAACAACACUUGGGUACGACGACGAUCCGUUGAGCGGCGAGAUCAGGUGUGGGAAACUCUACGGUAGGGGCGCCGACGAUAUGAAAUCCGGUGUCGCCGCCGCCUUGGUGGCGCUCGCUGCGGCCAAGACGCAGAACCUCAGGGGCGAUGUCAUCUUCACCGGCGUCGCAGACGAAGAGGCCAUGAGCAUAGGCACUGAGCAAGUCCUCGAGACUGGCUGGCGCGCCGACGCUGCCAUUGUCAAUGAGCCAACGGGCGAACUUAUUGUCCACGCCCAUAAGGGUUUCGUCUGGGCCGAGGUGGACGUUCACGGCGUCGCUGCCCACGGCUCUCUCCCUAGCGCCGGCGUUGACGCCAUUACAAAAGCCGGCUACUUCCUGGUGGAGUUGGACAAGUACUCGGACAGGCUGCUUCAGGGCUGGGACGACCCCGUCAUGGCGCCGACCGUCCAUGCGUCGACCAUCAAAGGCGGCGAGGAACCGUCCUCGUACCCGGCACUCUGCACUGUGGUGCUCGAACGACGGACCGUGGGCGGCGAGACCCGAGGGACGGUCGAGUCUGAGCUCCGGAACAUCCUGGACAAGCUCUCCAAGAGCGUCAAGGAUUUCCAGUACGACCUGCGCAUCACCUUUGACCGCCCUCCCUUCGCCAUUGAGACGGACCAUCCCUUCGCUGCGCUAGUCAGCGACAUCGUCUCCGAGUCACUAGGGAGGAAGGCGAAGUUUAUCAAGGAGCCCUAUUGGACAGACUGCGCUCUCCUCGCAUCCAAAGGUAUUCCCGUCCUCCUUUGGGGCCCAAAGGGAGAUGGCCUCCAUGCAAAAGAGGAAUGGGCAGAUGUUGAAUCCAUACAGCGCGUUGCCAAGGUACUGAGUAGAGUUGCGAGCAGAUUUUGUUCCUGAUAGGUAGAGCUGGGAGCCGCACAACAGCGGCAACUCACGAUUCUUCGAUCAGGUGGUUGCCUUAAAAUGUAGCCUUUCCCGCAAGACGUGGUCUAGCGUCAGCCACACAAUGCUCGCUCGAUGAUUUCUGAACGAGCAGUGAGCCGCAUUACAACUCAAAAAGAAAGGCGCCCGCCCAAUUAUAUGAAGCCAAAGCGCAACUCCAGUUCCUCAUGUCCUUGGUCGGCUGCAUUCUUUGUCCAACGCCGCGGCGACGACCUCGCCGAAUCGCUCCGCAGAAUGCUUCGCAGCCUUGACAGGGUCAUGCAUGAUGGCCCAAAACGUCCCCCGUAUCUCCUUCGUGGGGCUCAACCCAGUAGCCGACUGAUACCCCAUGGCCUCCAACGCCGUGUGCACCGCCCGCGUCAGCCGUCGCUGCGUCAGGUUGCGCACCACUGCCGGUCCGGCGCCGAAGGUCGUAACCAUGAUCCACAGCGGCUGCUCGCUGGCCUUGCGGGCGUAAUCGGCCUUCUUCAUCGCAACGAGCGGGUGGCCGCGAGGGUCGAACCAUUGCAAGUCGUGCGGGUGAAGGAUAUGCUUCGGGCUGAACGCCAACGAGACAUUGAAAUCCUUUCUGACCUUUUGCAGAUCCGGGCCGGCGAAAAAUUGACUCAUCCUUCCAUUGUCGGGCUCGAUGU
Purpureocillium takamizusanense is the source of this 3159-nucleotide messenger RNA. Its product is annotated as Diaminopropionate ammonia-lyase. NCBI's taxonomy places the organism in Eukaryota, Fungi, Ascomycota, Sordariomycetes, Hypocreales, Ophiocordycipitaceae. The record is from RefSeq and is a predicted model, not a curated record. The transcript is spliced from 2 exons. Bases 182 to 2482 code for a protein of 766 amino acids. Gene Ontology annotation, molecular function: hydrolase activity.